This is a messenger RNA of Cydia strobilella, 1744 nucleotides long. RefSeq lists its product as uncharacterized. Bases 32 to 1633 code for a protein of 533 amino acids. Lineage: Eukaryota; Metazoa; Arthropoda; Insecta; Lepidoptera; Tortricidae. The record is from RefSeq and is a predicted model, not a curated record. The transcript is spliced from 4 exons.
UCAACUCUUCUGUCAAUUUUAUAAGCUGAUCAUGUUAUUUCGUAUUUAUUUAUUAAGUUUUUUAUUACAUUUUACAACGAGCAGGAUAAAUAAGCAUUUAAAGAUAUCGUGUGGCUUGGACGAAGUUUCAAGAGAUUCUAUAGCUAUGAGGUUUUAUGUACAAAUUGAAAACACAGGUAAUGACUGUAAGGUGGAAUGCAUCCCAGGUAGAUGCUGCACAGAGCAGGGGGACGAGGAGAAUUGCAAUGUACUAAAGUUGUUUGGGGGGUGUCUGCAGCAAGUUCCCUCAGGUGAGAGCAGGACAGUGCGAUUAGCUGCGCCUCUUCUCGACCCUUUCCAGAGGCGUGGCUUCUGUGUGGUACACGUGAAUUCAAAACUAAAAGAUCAUCCACUAUACCGGGACACAGUGGCCAUACCCUUCGACACCGGCCGACCCUCUGACGUCACACCCUGCGCGCGCGUCGACCAGGACGCAUUCAACGACUGCCACCCAGUCAACUGUGAAACUUAUUACAACGGGCAAAAGUCUCAUUUUAACAAGCGCCUAAAACGGUGCAUACCAGCAGUCUCCUGCUCUGAAGAUGAUAUUUAUGAUGAGGAUUUAAACAGAUGUGUUCGCCCAAUAACGGAUGACGAUAUUAAAGAAAUUGAGUCCUUAAGUAAUAGAAAAUUGAGUAGUGAAAACACAGAACACAGGAAAAUUCUGACUACAAAUACUACGAAAACUUUACAGGAAAUAAUGAAAAGGGAUUUGGAUAUAUCACAGAGAAUCAUAGAGAAUUAUAACGUGCAAAAAUUACCGUUGAAGUUUUUAGACUGUUUGAAAUCGCCUAAAGUAUUGAUUUGUGUAAUUUGUGUGCAAUGCUGUUUCGUUCUUCUAUUAGCUUAUUAUAUUAGAGACAGAUGUCACUGUGUUAGUAAAGAUAAAGAAGUUUUAAAUAAGUUCUUUAACUAUAAAGAAGAUUCUAUAACUACGCCUUUAAUAAGCGCAAGCCACACUGUAACUACAUGUCAAUUUCAAACUGAUUCCUCGUCUAAUAUUGACAGGAAGAUACAAUUGUAUAAAGCGUGUCAAGACAAGAGAGCUAUUACUAGCAUGUCAGAUGAUAUUUUAUCAAGAUGUCUUAAAAGACGCGACUGGAUAGCGAAACCUAAGUCUUCAGAAGUUAUACAAAGUAAAGAUCAUGGAAUACAAGUUUAUGAUACAGAGAAAUCAGAAAACGAAAAUUCUAGCAAGAAACUGGACAUCUUACCAGCAAUAUCAUCAGAGCAGCAAGUGAAAUGUUUUGAAUAUGAACCUCAUAAUUUCUACACGAGAUAUGUAACAGCACUUCAGCGAACGCAUUCGUUGGCAGAGAAUUGCGCACAAGCAAGUUUUCCGAAAGAUUCUAUAGAUGAGUUUUUAUCAGAACGACGUCGCACACUGUCUAAUUCGACGUCAGGAUCUAGUAGGACUUCUAAGAAUAAUUUAGACACGGUUCUUUCGUUGCUAUCACAUAAGAUAGGGCCGUUAUCGGAGCCUGGCAGCGAGGAUUUGGAGCUGUUACAUAUGUCGCGGGCGUCAGUUUAUUCUUCAUCAAAUGCAUCAGAUUAUGAGAUGAAGAGGAUUAAAGAAUCUAGGAGUUCUCUGUAGAUAAAACUACUUUUUUAAUACAACUGAAAUGUAAGCAGUUUGAAUUUCGUAUUUGGAACGUGCAAUUUCGUAAGCUGCCGGCUUUUAAAGGCGCAUGGCCCACCGCCGACA